Molecule: messenger RNA, 630 nt
Organism: Schizosaccharomyces osmophilus
Lineage: Eukaryota; Fungi; Ascomycota; Schizosaccharomycetes; Schizosaccharomycetales; Schizosaccharomycetaceae
Gene: vph2
Product: ER membrane V-ATPase assembly factor Vph3
Exons: 2
Coding region: 1-630 (209 amino acids)
Biological process (GO): vacuolar proton-transporting V-type ATPase complex assembly
Cellular component (GO): endomembrane system
Source: RefSeq, a predicted model, not a curated record
AUGGUGACAUAUCAACUUACUGACCAGCAAAAGCGAGAAUUGCAAGUACAAGAUUCCAUCAUUGAUGGAAAACAACUAAAAAAAAGCCUUAUCAAGCUUAGAAAAGAAAAAAAAGAUGCGGAUUUGAAACCUUUUCUACGAGGAAUCCAGCUAUCGUCCUUAUGCAUGCCUCGUUCCAAUAAUGAUGUUGCUCGAGACAAAAGGGACAUCGAUGAGCUGAGGGAAAAAAGUCUCUAUGAUGGGGUUCAGCUAUUGCCUUCUAUGGCAGGUGUAUCCGACGAUAGUCAACUUCAGGAAAAAGCGGAAGACAAAAAAGCAAAAAACCAAUUAAGCGCCAUCAUAAACAUUCUUUUUACUGUAGUGGGGACCACAUUUGCAGUGUGGUAUUGCACAUCUUCUUUUCGAAUAGAAAACAGAGUGGCUAUAUGUGGAUUUUCAUCUCUCUUGGUCCUAAUUGCUGAUACAUUUCUUUACAUUCGGUUUCUUACUUUACCACCCGUACAAGCGCCAAAGCGUGCUAGAGGUGAAGUUAUCUAUACGUGGAGUACCAAAGAUCCACUUGACCAAGACGACCAGAUUUUAUCAUUUUUAAACAGUCCUGUCCCAAUAAAAGAGAAAAAGAAUAAUUAG